Sus scrofa (pig) is the source of this 3067-nucleotide messenger RNA. Lineage: Eukaryota; Metazoa; Chordata; Mammalia; Artiodactyla; Suidae. The record is from RefSeq and is a predicted model, not a curated record.
GGCUGGCAGCUGUAGCUCUGAUUCGACCCCGAGCCUGGGAACCUCCAUGUGCUGCAGAAGCAGCCCUAAAACAAAACAAAAAAGUGUAUCGGGACCAGGCUUUGGGUCCACGAAGGCAGAUUCCUCAGCAGUCAGGACUGGAAGCAGGGGAGGCCCAGGACAGUGGCCGGCCCGUCUCAGCUUCAACGUGAGCAGCUUCAAGAGAGCCCAGCCCACUUCCUGAUCACACCUCCCUUGCCUGCCCUGACCCUGUUCCUGGCUCGUCCUUCCUUCGGGCCCUUGACCUCACCGGAGCCGCGUCCCCCAUCGUGGGGAGUCCUCGGUGGUGGUGCCCGCCCCACAAUCUCCUUAGUGUGGGCGCAGCACGGUCCUAAUCAGCUUACCCAGCAUGAUAAAAGCCCAGCUGGCACCCUGCUGCGGGAAACCUGCCAGUCACACCCACGGCCCCCUGAGACCCGCCCCAGCACUGGGUGAGUAGCGACCCUCCCAACUUGCCUUUCCUGGCGGCAAGGGCGUCUGCCCGGAGGGUGGGCUGGCGGGCUUUUCACCGCCAUCCUGAGGUCCAGGUCUGGGAGUCAACCCACUGCUCUGUUCAGAAAGGAUGCCCAGCCCAUCAGCUCUUCCGUGCCCCAUGUCAGACAGCGCUGCCGGCUGUCCUCUAGGCCAGCAGUGGUCUCUGAGCCUCAGGCCACAAGCUCAGCCAACGUGAGGGGGUACCAGCCAUAGGCCUGGCUGCUGCCAGGGCAGCUUGGGUGCGGUUUCCAGGGGGAGAGCAUCUGACAGAGCUCCAUUAGGGCUCGGAUGUCCCAGGGCCUGAGGCUAGGGAAGGGGUCGGGCUGGGCCUGCACCGCCUGGGCUGUGGGAAGUGGGUAUCCUGGGGGUUGAGUAGCCGGGACCACCAGGCCUGCCAUCGGCCUUGGACCCCAUGCAAAUCAGGCUCCCGAUGCCAGCUUCCUCCCAGGCUGAUGCUGGUCCUGGCACAGAGGCUGGACCUUAGGGAUGGAAGGUCCACAGCGGGGUCCACCCAGGGGCCCCAGCACCCACGGCCAGGCCUUCCUCGCCAGUGGAACCACCUGAUCUUGCCUCCCAGUUGCUCUCAGCCCUGGUGCUCCAGCAGGCAGCUGGUAGUGCCCCAGGCUAGCGUCAGGCACUGUGGCCCACAAAGUGGAAGCAAGAAAGGGGGCCCUAGAGGUGGUGCCUGGGGCACCCAGGGCCAGGGCAGAGGCUCCUGUCUGUGUCACAUACUUAGCCCCAGAACCUUCUGGGCUCGCAGUGGCCCCUGAGGGAUUAGAGUCUCCCUCUGCUGCUAAUACGCUUAGAGGAAACUGAGCUGCCCUGGGCAAGGUCACUGGGGCUUAGGGCAUGGGGGGAGGCUCUGGGGGAGAGGAGGAGGGGAGGUCACCCUGUUCAGUGGGUUCAAGGACUCCAGCAGGUGACACUGGCACCCAGAACGAGCUCUAAGCACAGUGAGCAGCAGGGGGUUUGGGGGGCGGUAUUUCCCAGGAGAGGGAGAUGCGGCACACGGCUCGCUACGUGUCUCAUUGUGACACAGGCGCCUCUCCUGCCUGGACACCCUGCCCCCCCGUUUCUCAGGUCACUCUUACUGGUACCACCGGGUGCCCAACAUGCCACCGUGAGUGAGACCACGUGUCCUGCCCAGGGGUCGGGAUGGGGAACACAGGAGAAGGGGAAGGCCCUGAGGAGGGCUGCGUCUGGGGCCGCCCACGUGGAGCUGGUGGGGGCUCCCCGGGGCAGGGAUAUGCUGGCCAGGUCAUGCUGGGGGCCAGGGGUCUCGUGCGUCAGGCUUUCUUCUGCCCUGGUGGGUUGAGAACUGCUAGGGGUGUCAGAAGCAGGAGGGCUGACUGGGCCCCGCUCUGGUCUCUGUGCUGCCCACAGUGUGAGGGGGUCCAGACAGCAGAGGUCGUCACAGGGUCUCAGUCAGCCUGGCCAUGAACCUGGAGCCGCCCAAGGCCGAGAUACGGUCAGCCACCAGGGUGAUCGGGGGACCCGUCACUCCCAGGAAAGGUCCCCCCAAAUUUAAGCAGCGGCAGACCAGGCAGUUCAAGAGCAAGCCCCCCAAGAAAGGCGUCCAAGGGUUUGGGGAUGACAUCCCUGGAAUGGAAGGCCUGGGAACAGACAUAACGGUCAUCUGCCCCUGGGAGGCUUUCAACCACCUGGAGCUGCACGAGCUGGCCCAGUAUGGCAUCAUCUAACCCGACCGCCGCCUGCAGCCCCGGCCCCUCCACGCCGCCGCCAGCGCCAGCCCCUGCCCAGGCUCCCUGGCAGGAGGCCCGCCCCCCAGGGAGGUCCAGAGUGUCCAGAUUGCGUCUGGAGACCCUGGCAGCAUGGCAUCCUCGGCCCCCUGACGCUAGUCAUCACCCCGCAGGACGCCCCGGGGCCACAGGCCCUGGUUAACUUCCCGAGACCCUGGUCCUCAGACCACCUCUUCCCAUGGCUGGAAGGCGAGGGCGGGGCCUGCCCCGGCACCCCCCCCACGGCCCUGCCUGUCAUGGGGGGGUAAGCGCUCCCCACUAACCCCCAGCUGAGGCCCUAGGUGGUGUGGUGGGUGACAGGAGUCAUGCCUGGUGUCCUUUCAAAUAAAAUGAGUGUGUCCACCGCUUGCCUGGGGCACGGUGUCAGUGGGGGCAGGACCUGAGGGCACCGGGUGGGGGGGCAGGGGCGGCAGGGGCCUGGCCAGGCUGAGGGAAGGAGACCCAUCAGGGGCUGGGCUGGGCUCGAGAUGGCUGGACCAGGGCAAAGCAGGCCGCGCCACGCACUCCAGGGGCACAAGCAGACCUCGGGGGGCCCAAGGGCAGCUCAGGUCAAGGAGGGGAACGCCACUCUGCUCCCCACGGGUGAGGAGACAGGUGCAGCUGGCCCCUCCUCAGUGUCCACUAAAGCUGUACAGCUGCCACCCAUGACCCCGCAGUUCCCCUCCUGACCCCUCACCCAGGAGAAGCAGGGCACGCUGCCACACACACACACCUGCGUGAAGCUGUCCCUAGCGGCGGUCGGCAUCCAGAAGCCUCCAAGCGCACGUCCACACGGAUGUCGGGGUGUUCACACA